Molecule: messenger RNA, 1443 nt
Organism: Puma concolor (puma)
Lineage: Eukaryota; Metazoa; Chordata; Mammalia; Carnivora; Felidae
Gene: KLF10
Product: KLF transcription factor 10
Biological process (GO): regulation of transcription by RNA polymerase II
Molecular function (GO): DNA-binding transcription factor activity, RNA polymerase II-specific; RNA polymerase II cis-regulatory region sequence-specific DNA binding
Source: RefSeq, a predicted model, not a curated record
AUGCUCAACUUCGGCGCUUCUCUCCAGCAGGCUUCGGAAGAAAGGAUGGAAAUGAUUUCUGAAAGAUCGAAAGAGAGUGUGUAUUCCUGGAACAAAACCGCAGAAAAGAGUGAUUUUGAAGCUGUAGAAGCACUUAUGUCAAUGAGCUGCAGUUGGAAGUCUGAUUUUAAGAAAUACACUGAAAACAGACCUGUUACUCCAGUAUCCGAUAUGUCGGAGGAAGAGAAUCUACUCCCGAGUACACCUGACUUUCAUACGAUCCCAGCAUUUUGUUUGACUCCACCUUACAGCCCUUCUGACUUUGAACCCUCUCAAGUGUCAAAUUUGAUGGCAUCAGCGCCAUCUACCGGACACUUCAAAUCAUUCUCAGAUCCUGCCAAGCCUCACAUUGCUGCACCUUUCAAAGAGGAAGAGAAGAGCCCCGCACCUGCCCCCAAACUCCCCAAGGCUCAGGCAACAAGUGUGAUCCGUCAUACAGCUGAUGCCCAGCUGUGUAACCACAGAUCUUGCCCAGUGAAAGCAGCCAGCAUCCUCAACUAUCAGGACAAUUCUUUUCGAAGAAGAACCCACCUGAACGUUGAGGCUGCAAGAAAAAACAUACCCUGUGCAGCUGUGUCACCAAACAGAUCCAAACGUGAGAGAAACACGGCGGCAGAUGUUAAUGAGAAAGCAAGUCCUGCACUUUAUGACUUUUCUGUGCCUUCCUCAGAGACAGUCAUCUGUAGACCUCAGCCCGCCCCUGUGUCCCCACAGCAGAAGUCGGUGCUGGUCUCCCCACCUGCAGUGUCAACAGGGGGAGUGCCACCUAUGCCGGUCAUCUGUCAGAUGGUUCCCCUCCCUGCAAACAACCCUGUUGUGACAACAGUUGUUCCUAGCACUCCACCCAGUCAGCCACCAGCUGUGUGCCCACCUGUCGUGUUCAUGGGCACUCAGGUGCCCAAAGGCGCUGUCAUGUUUGUUGUUCCCCAGCCUGUUGUUCAGAACCCAAAGCCUCCGGUGGUGAGCCCAAAUGGCACCAGACUCUCUCCCAUUGCCCCUGCUCCAGGGUUUUCCCCUUCCACAGCAAAAGUCACUCCUCAGAUUGACUCAUCCAGGAUACGAAGUCACAUCUGUAGCCACCCAGGAUGUGGCAAGACGUACUUCAAGAGCUCUCAUCUGAAGGCCCACAUGAGAACACACACAGGAGAAAAGCCUUUUAGCUGUAGCUGGAAAGGUUGUGAAAGGAGGUUUGCCCGUUCCGAUGAACUGUCCAGACACCGGCGAACCCACACAGGUGAGAAGAAAUUUGCUUGUCCCAUGUGUGACCGACGGUUCAUGAGGAGCGACCAUUUGACCAAGCAUGCCCGGCGCCAUCUGUCCGCCAAGAAGCUACCAAACUGGCAGAUGGAAGUGAGCAAGCUAAAUGACAUGGCCUUACCUCCAACCCCUGCCCCCACGCAGUGA